This is a messenger RNA of Pelodiscus sinensis (Chinese soft-shelled turtle), 1490 nucleotides long. The record is from RefSeq and is a predicted model, not a curated record. Lineage: Eukaryota; Metazoa; Chordata; Testudines; Trionychidae.
AUCAGGUAGCACAGUUAUUUUUCUUCUGGAUUUUAGGCAACUAUACAGUCUGUGCAGAAACAGGACAUGCAGCUCCGGGAAAGUGGUCUGAUUGAAGGGAAAGAAGAAAGCACAAGCCAAGGAGAAGAUGGUGCUGUUGAUGGGUAAAAGUGGGUCUGGGAAGACCAGCAUGAGAUCCAUUAUCUUUGCAAACUACAUCGCCAGAGACACACGGCGCCUUGGUGCCACAAUUGACGUGGAGCACUCCCAUGUUCGAUUUCUGGGAAACCUGGUGCUGAACCUGUGGGACUGUGGAGGACAAGACACCUUCAUGGAGAACUACUUCACCAGCCAGCGGGACAACAUCUUCCGCAACGUGGAGGUCCUGAUCUACGUCUUCGACGUGGAGAGUCGUGAGUUGGAGAAGGACAUGCACUACUACCAGUCGUGUCUGGAGGCUAUUCUGCAGAACUCUCCUGAUGCCAAGAUCUUCUGCCUGGUGCACAAGAUGGAUCUAGUACAGGAGGACCAGCGUGAUCUGAUUUUUAAAGAGAGGGAGGAAGACCUGCGGCGUCUGUCCCGCCCACUGGAGUGUGCGUGCUUUAGAACGUCCAUCUGGGAUGAAACGCUUUAUAAGGCUUGGUCCAGUAUAGUCUAUCAGCUGAUUCCUAAUGUCCAGCAACUAGAAAUGAACCUGAGGAACUUUGCUCAGAUUAUCGAGGCAGACGAAGUCCUUCUGUUUGAGAGAGCCACUUUCCUGGUUAUUUCCCAUUAUCAAUGCAAAGAACAGCGCGAUAUCCACAGAUUUGAGAAAAUCAGCAACAUUAUUAAACAGUUCAAGCUGAGCUGCAGUAAGCUGGCGGCUUCUUUCCAGAGCAUGGAAGUCAGGAACUCUAACUUUGCUGCUUUUAUUGACAUCUUCACAUCAAACACAUAUGUCAUGGUGGUCAUGUCUGACCCUUCCAUACCUUCUGCAGCUACACUGAUCAACAUCCGCAACGCUAGGAAACACUUUGAGAAGCUGGAGAGAGUGGAUGGACCAAAGCACAGUCUGCUCAUGCGCUGAACACUGGCCAGGCCACAUGGUCUUUGGGGGUGAAAAGUUGGAACUGCAGGGUUUUUUAGGAGAAUCUAACAAUGUGGGUGUCUGUGUGGGCUUUGAAAUGAGUGUGCUGCUUACCACCGCAAUCUUCUUUAUUUUUUUUCUCCUUUUAACAUUGGACACUAGUCACUCGGAUAAUGUCUGGAUACACAGUGGACCUUCAAGAGAGACUUCCUGGCACACGAGGGGUUGGGGAAGAUGCAAGGGCAGGUGAUUUGCACUUGGCCUGAUAAGCCUGGUUGCUGUAGUCACGCACAUUGACGCCUUUGUGGGUGUUUUGCUGUAUUUCAGAUUGUAUAAAUCACAAGGAUGGAAUAUUACUAUUUUAUCAACAAGUUGCUGGGAUACAUUUAUAAAUUUCUCCUUGUCUUCAGUCAUGGAAAUAAAUUUUUGCUACCAGGAACUUUGA